Molecule: messenger RNA, 1637 nt
Organism: Triplophysa rosa
Lineage: Eukaryota; Metazoa; Chordata; Actinopteri; Cypriniformes; Nemacheilidae
Gene: fkbp6
Product: FKBP prolyl isomerase 6
Exons: 8
Coding region: 82-1074 (330 amino acids)
Molecular function (GO): protein binding; peptidyl-prolyl cis-trans isomerase activity
Source: RefSeq, a predicted model, not a curated record
GGCAGUGUCAAAUCUUUGGCGUCCGAAACCACUGCACUUUCGUCGUUUAACAGGUUUCUGAUGUCCUAAAAUACCCGCACAAUGUCAACAAACGGUAACACUGCGAGAAUAAUACAGUUUAUGGCUCCAGAGGAACGCCAUCAGUUUGGAAUUGAGACUCCUUACCAGCGUCUGGCUUUGCAAAUGCAAGACAUGUUAGGAGAUAGAGGAAUUCUCAAAGAGGUGAUUCAUCCAGGAGAAGGCGGACCCAUACCUUUUCAUGCUUCAGUAUCAAUUCACUUUUCUGGUUUCCUUGAGUACUCUGACAUGCCAUUUGAGUCAACCCUCAAUCUUAAAUAUCCGCGAAUGAUGAAGCUUGGUAGAGAUGUUACUUUGUAUGGACUAGAGCUCGGCCUUCUUACCAUGAAGAAAGGCGAGUUCUCCCGUUUUCUCUUUAAGCCCAAAUAUGCCUAUGGGGACCUCGGCUGCCCCCCGCAUAUACCUCCAUUAGCCACAGUCCUGUAUGAGGUGCAAGUGCUCGAUUUCUUGGACUCAGCACAAGUGGAUGAAUUUAUGGAUCUGUCUGUGGAGGAGCAGAAUGAUGUCCAGCUGGCAAAACUGCUGGCUGUGGUGGACACCCAGCGUAACUUUGGCAACCUCUGCUUCAAUAAAAAGCGCUAUGAAGAUGCAAAAGAGAGAUACCAGCAGGCUGUGACAGUUUUGCAGAACCGUGAACCACUAAACGAUGAAGGAAAAAAGCGUCUUGAGGAAGUCAAGUUACCUUUCCUACUCAACCUCUCACUCACAUACCUCAAACUGGAGAAGCCCCAUAAAGCACUUUGUUUUGGACAGAAAGCCCUGGCUAUUAACCCCCAGAACACCAAAGCACUGUUCCGCUGUGGCCAGGCCUGUUUUGAGAUGAAGGACUAUGAGAAGGCUCAAGAUUACCUCAUACUUGCCCAGUCGAAAAAGCCAUUUGACCCUGACAUCAAUACCUUGCUGAAGAAACUGGGUCUCUGCUACAAGGACUAUUUGGAUGGAGAGAGAGAGAUGUGUUCCAAGAUGUUCUCAGGUUUUAAGCCAAAAGAAAAGUGAAGGUGUGUGCAAUUUUCCAAACUUUCCAGAUUGACCACAAGAGGGCAGUAUAAGCCCAACAAAGUCAUUUAGGUUUAAAGGACCAAUAUUGUUGCAAAAUAUGUAAUUGAUUCCAGUUUGUUUUGUCUUAGUUUAUUUUAAGGUACUGUAUCAGCUCUCAGUACACAAAAUUGUUCUGCAUGUUACUUUGUUUAAUAUCACAAAUUAUAUAUGAAUUGAUUUUUUAUGAAUAAUAUUUUAUUUGGAACACAUUUGUUCAGUUGUUUAAUGCUCUCCUUUGAUCAUCAUAUUCAGGUAUACCUGAUAUGACAUAUAUGUGGAUGGCUAUCCCAAUUUGUUUAAUAUUUUAAGUAUUUCCUAAGAAUGUUUAGUUAAUAUUUCGUAUUUUGUGCUGUCCUCAUUGUUAAAAGUUAUCACUACUUCCUCUCUGUCAGCACUGACCAGUCAUUUUUGUAUGUUGAAGUAAAAGAGUUAAGUACAGGAAUCGUGUAAACAAGGUGUUUUCCUGAUCCAGUGUUUGGAAUUGUCCUUAGAUUUGUACAGAAAUAAACACCUCUGCAUAA